AUGCUGGCAGAGCUGGGGUCCCGUCUGCUGCUGGCAGUGGCCCUGCUGGGAGCAGGCCCUGCUGCCCAGGCCAUGAAAGGUGUCAAAUGUGGGGGGGUCCUUUCAGCACCUUCCGGGAACUUCUCCAGCCCCAACUUCCCAAGGCUGUACCCCUAUGACACGGAGUGCAGCUGGCUGAUUGUGGUGGCUGAGGGAUCCUCUGUGCUGCUCACCUUCCACGCCUUUGAGCUGGAGUACCACGACACCUGCGGCUUUGACUUCCUGGAGAUCUACAAUGGCGCCUCAGGAGACAAGGGCAACCUCCUGGGCAGGUUCUGUGGUCAGGCGCCCCCACCACCCUUCACCUCGUCAUGGCAUGUCAUGUCUGUCAUCUUCCACUCCGACAAGCAUGUGGCCAGCCAUGGCUUUUCUGCGGGCUACCAGAAAGAUGUGUGUGGUGGUGUCCUGACUGGCCUUUCCGGGGUCCUCGCCAGCCCUGAGUACCCCAACAACUACCCCAACAAUGUGGAGUGCCGCUGGGUGAUCCGUGCCUCAGGGGCAGCCACUGUGAAGCUGGUGUUCGUGGACUUCCAGGUGGAGGCCAGUGAGCAGUGCACCUAUGACUACGUGGCUGUGCUUGGGGGGCCCGGGCCAGCCCACGGGCAGCACUACUGUGGCGCCACCAGGCCCCCAACCCUCGUGUCGCUGGGCCGUGAGCUACAGGUGAUCUUUAAGUCGGACUUCAACAUUGGAGGCCGGGGCUUCAAGGCCCACUACUUCUCAGGAGAAUGCCAGGAGGUGUACAUGGCCGUGCGGGGCAACUUCUCCAGCCCACAGUACCCCGGCUCCUACCCCAACAACAUCCGGUGCCACUGGACCAUCCGCCUGCCUCCUGGCUACCGGGUCAAGGUGUUCUUCUUGGAUCUGGACCUGGAGGAGCCCAACAGCCUGACAAGGACCUGUGAUUUUGACUACCUGGCAGCUUUUGAUGGGGCCAGUGAGGAGGCACCCCUGCUGGGCAAGUGGUGUGGCCGCCGCUCACCGCCACCUGUCACCUCAAGCCACAACCAGCUCCUGCUAGUCCUGCACACUGACCGUAGCACCACCGGCAGGGGCUUCUCAGUAGCCUACAUUGGAGUGGUGCCCAUGAACGUGAGCUGCUCCCGCACACACUUCCAGAUCCUCAUCUCUGCACAGGCACUGGCCCCGCUGGAGCGCACCAAGGUCUACCUGGGCAGCCGGAACUGCGCCGCCCAGGAAGUGGGCAGCAACUUCCGGAUCCAGGCCCGCUUUGAUACCUGCGGUACUGAGUCUCAGAGAAGAAACAACACCUCGGUGAUCGUCAGCGUACUGUACAUCGACUUCUCGGCAGUUGGGCAGGAGGAUGUCCAUGAGUAUGAGGUUCGCUGUGAGCCGCGGCGCAAGGAGGCUUCUGUCCAUCUGCUGUCUGGCUCCGACUGGCUCGGUCCCUAUGCUGCCACUGCUGAGCACCUGCAGGAGGCGCCGCCCAGGGAUGAGGUGGAGGCACUGGAGGGCCCAGUGACCAUGGUGGCCCAGGACACCAGUGACAUCGUCUUCCUGGGUCUCUGCAUCUUGGCUGGAGUCCUCAUGCUCAUUGCUAUUGUGGUCCUGAUGCUGCUGUGA
Molecule: messenger RNA, 1623 nt
Organism: Octodon degus (degu)
Lineage: Eukaryota; Metazoa; Chordata; Mammalia; Rodentia; Octodontidae
Gene: Cdcp2
Product: CUB domain containing protein 2
Exons: 6
Coding region: 1-1623 (540 amino acids)
Source: RefSeq, a predicted model, not a curated record